Messenger RNA from Peromyscus californicus insignis, 2770 nucleotides. It is a transcript of the gene Casp8, whose product is annotated as caspase 8. The record is from RefSeq and is a predicted model, not a curated record. Gene Ontology annotation, biological process: proteolysis; apoptotic process; negative regulation of extrinsic apoptotic signaling pathway via death domain receptors. Gene Ontology annotation, molecular function: protein binding; cysteine-type endopeptidase activity. The coding region runs from base 741 to 2192 and encodes 483 amino acids. The transcript is spliced from 10 exons. NCBI's taxonomy places the organism in Eukaryota, Metazoa, Chordata, Mammalia, Rodentia, Cricetidae.
GGCGGAUCUCUGUGAGUUCAAGGCCAGCCUGGUCUACAGAGCGAGAUCCAGGAAAGGUGCAAAGCUACACAGAGAAACCCUGUCUCAGGGAAAAAAAACAAAACAAAACCCAGAACAAGCAACAAACAAACAAACAACAAAACCAGUUAUGUUAUUUGCAGGAAAAUGGACAAAACCCUGAGAUAAUCCUAUUAAGCCCAGCGAGCCAAUCUCAGAAAGACAAAUAAAUGCCCUUUGCUGUUAUCUUUGGUGCUUCCGAGAUGUUGUACGGGGGUCACGUAAACUCACUCCUGUGCCGUGAAAGUGGAAGUGAAACUGUCCCGAGGCUGGGGCGACAGGGGAGGCGUGUAACACGCUCAGCAGGCAGUGGAUACAUGUGUAGCACUUUGGACAGGCUCCCUUAGCCUUGUCAUUUGAGUACCCGAGGCCAGCCUCUUCCGUCUCCCGCCUGUGCCCGAGAGCAGGAAGUACAGACAAGUCCAAGUGUCAGCCCUCGGUGGCCCUCUGCCUGUCCCGGCCCAGAGAAGGGGCUUGGGAGCCGGGUGCCCUCGCCCGCCGUGGUCCGCUCCUCGAUGUGAAGACCUUGGGGUCGGUUUCUGAUCAGAGUCUUGCUAUAUAAACCUAACUGCCCUGGGACUGCUAUGUGGACCAAGUAAACUUUGAACUUGUGGCAAUCCCCCUGCUUCUGAAUCGUCGGUGCUGGCCUUAGAGGGGCACCCCUCUCCUACCUCUUGAAAGGAAUGGAUUUCAGCAGCUGCCUUUACAAAAUUGCUGAACACCUGGACAGUGAUGAACUGGCCUCCCUCAAGUUCCUGUGUUUGGACCACAUCCCGCAGAGGAAGCAGGAGCCCAUCAAGGAUGCCCUGAUGCUAUUUCAGGGACUGCAGGAAAGGGGACUGUUGGAGGAAGGCCAUCUGUCCUUCCUGAAGGAGCUGCUUUUCCUCAUCAAUCGGCUGGACCUGCUGACCAAGUUCCUAAACACCAGCAAGGAGGAGAUGGUGAGGGAGCUGCAGGUUCUAGACAGAGCCAAAGUUUCUCCCUACAGGGUCAUGCUCUUAAAGCUCUCGGAAGAUGUAGUCACAUCAGAGUUGAAAGAGUUUAAGUUUUUUUUGGAAGAAAAGAUCCCCAAAUAUAAGCUGCAUGAUAACACGAGCUUGCUUGACAUUUUCGUGGAAAUGGAGAAGAGGCUCAUCCUGUCGGAAGACAACUUGGACGCCCUGAGAUUGAUCUGUUUCCGGGUCAAAAAGAGCCUGCUGGGGAGGAUCGAGGACUAUGAACUAUCCAGCAGAGGGAGAAGCAUGAGCCUUGAGGAAGCGGCAGAGCUGCCAGUUUCCUUUUCGGAUGGGGAGAACUGCUUCAGAGUGUCGGCGGAAAUGUUCAACUCCCUGGGAGAACAAGACAGCCAGCCGCAGGAAUCAGACAGAAUUUACCAAAUGAAAAGCAAACCUCGGGGCUACUGCCUGAUCUUCAACAAUAAUGAUUUCAGCAAGGCGCGGGAGGACGUGCCCAAACUCCACACAAUAAAGGACAGGAAAGGAACUAACUAUGACAGAGAUGCUUUGGCUGAGACCUUUAAGGAGCUUCAUUUUGAGACCGUGUCUUACCAAGACUCCACGGCAAAUGAAAUCCGUGAGGUUCUAGGAUCCUACCAAAGCCUGGACCACAAGGACAGAGACUGCUUCAUCUGCUGCAUCCUCUCCCACGGAGACAAAGGCAUCAUCUACGGCACUGACGGGAAGGAAGCAUCCAUCCAUGAACUGACCUCCUAUUUCACUGGUUUAAAGUGCCCUUCCCUGGCUGGAAAACCCAAAAUCUUUUUUAUCCAGGCGUGCCAAGGGGACAGCUACCAGAGAGCUGUGCCUGUCGAGACUGACUCAGAGGAGAAGGACAGUGGUCCAGACAUAGACUCCUUGUCUCAAAAGAGCUAUAUUCCAGAUGAGGCCGACUUUCUGCUGGGGAUGGCUACUGUGAAAAACUGUGUUUCCUACCGAGAUCCCACGCGUGGAACCUGGUACAUCCAGUCCCUUUGCCAGAGCCUGAGGCAAAGAUGUCCCCGAGGCGAUGAUAUUCUCAGCAUCCUGACUGGGGUGAACUACGAUGUGAGCAAUAAAGACGACAGGAAGAACAUGGGGAAGCAGAUGCCUCAGCCCAUCUUCACACUACGGAAGAAGCUUUUCUUCCCUCCUAACUGACGCCGACACGGUGUUGUCGUCGAAGCACUUUUUGUUUGGCGGGAGGGGGAGGUGGGUGAGUUUUAAUUUAUUUUUUAUGAUUUCUUUUAUUGAAAUUAUAUCGUUUGCCCCUUCCCUUUCCUCCCUUCAAACUUCCCUUCGGACUCUUCCUCGCUCUUUUUCAAAUUCCUGGUUUUUUCAUUAAUUGUUGUUACAUGACUACACACACACACACACACACACACACACACACACACACACACACACACAUAUAUAUAUUUCUUUUUCAAAAAUAUAACCUGCUCAGUCUGUAUGCUGUUACUUGUACGUGUGUUUUCAGGGAUGACCGUCCGGUGUUGGACAGUAAAUGGGUGAGCUCUUCCCUGGGAGAGACCAUUUCUCCCACUCAGCAUUCCUUAGUUACCUGUGGUUCUUUGUGUAUGCUUUUAGUUUCUUUUGAAUUCCCUUUUAAUUCCAAGCAAAUCUCUGUUUUUGGAUGUGAGUUCUACAAAGACCAUGAAGACCGUACAAAUCCCUGUGUGUCACUGCAUCAUUGCAAGACUAUUUAUUAAAAGUUGGAAUGUUUUUCCCCCUCCCGA